Messenger RNA from Ostrea edulis (European flat oyster), 4309 nucleotides. RefSeq names its product transcription factor Sp3-like. The coding region runs from base 133 to 2571 and encodes 812 amino acids. NCBI's taxonomy places the organism in Eukaryota, Metazoa, Mollusca, Bivalvia, Ostreida, Ostreidae. The record is from RefSeq and is a predicted model, not a curated record. Gene Ontology annotation, biological process: regulation of transcription by RNA polymerase II. Gene Ontology annotation, molecular function: RNA polymerase II cis-regulatory region sequence-specific DNA binding; DNA-binding transcription factor activity, RNA polymerase II-specific. The transcript has 8 exons.
AGCUAUUAAUAUUUUGGACACGAGCCAUUGAGGGAGACGCACCUUCCUGUGACAAUGAAUUCACGGCCCAUAUUUUGAAUAAACAAGCCUCUUUCUUCAUUUGUUGAUGAGUGAAAAAUUAAGAUAAACCAUAUGACAACAAUAACAGUAAGACGAAAUAACCAGGAGUAUGUUGUCCCAGCAAGCUCCUCUCAGGACGCGCAGCCAUCCCCCUUAGCCCUACUAGCAGCAACUUGUAGUAAAAUAGGUGAUCCUGCGACUGCCCCAGAGGGAGGAGCCACACCGAAUGGGGGUAAUGCGGUGAGAGUUGUUGGACAGGCUGGGGGUGCGGAAAUAGUGACACCAAACUUCAUACAGUUACCAUCGGGGGCCAUUGUCGAUGCUAGUGGUAAACAGCAAUUUGGGAUCCCAGUGUCCAUAGGUCCUAAUGGCCAGAUAAUACAGCAGGCAUCCCAGCCUCAACUGUUUGCUAAUGGGAAUGUACAGUACAGUGUUAUUCCCUCUUACCCUACAAUCGGUAUUGACAGUCAAGAUGGAUCUGCGAUCAUCAUUCCAGCCUCACCAUCAGCAAAUAACACAGGACAGGCUAUAUUCACUGGUGGUCAGCAAACCGUGCUCGCUGCUCCAAAUGGUCAACUGAUUAGGACUCAAGGUCUGCCUGCUAAUAAUGUGAUCCCAAACAUGGGUUUUGCUAACUUGACAGGGAACGUUGUGAAUUUGGGAGGGAAUUUAGUUAGUUUGGGUAAUGUCCAGGGGGGUCCAAGACAAGUCCAGGCUGUGCAACUUCAGUCACAGUAUCAACAAGUCCCAAAUUUUAUCCAAAUACCUGUAUCAAAUGGUCAGGCUACGGCAAUGCAGGCAAUUCAGUUACAAAAUUUGCCAGGAUUUCAGAUGGUCCAAGGUUCCCAAGCGAUUACAACCACUGCCAAUAGCAGUGGACAGACAAAUUCUGAUGGAGCCCAGACUGUAUCUAGUACGAGUACAGUGAGUAUUGCACCACAGCCAACGCAACAUCAACAACCACAGCCAACGCAACAGCCACAAACCAUUCAAAUUCAACCACAAGUGCUGGAAAUUUCUAAUGUGACACCUACUCCCCCUAAAAGUGGUGACAAUAGCAAUGGAGGAAAACCACCCACCCCACAGACUUUGACGAUCCAGCCUAACCCUGUUACUUCAUCUCCGCCGUCAUCUUCAUCAUCAUCGUCAACAACAUCUACAAUACAACAACCCAGCCAGACUGCAGUGCCCCAGCUUCUCCCAGCCAGUACUAUUCCUGUUCAACAAAUGCCCACACUUGUGUACAAUGCUGCCACAGGACAGUUAAUUCCGAUCUCACAAGGCAUGAUAGUGUCUAAUGGACAAAGUGUUGUGAUGAACUCCAUGCCCCAGAUGGUUUCUAGUGCUACCACGUCGUCUGUCAAUACCGUGGCAUCGUCUCAGUCAACACAACCUGUCUCAGUGCUACAGCCAGGUCAGGUGAUUACUCCACAACAACUUGGCCUUCAGACCAUCCAAGGACAAAACAUCCAGUUUUCAGGCGCCCAGCAGCCUGGCCAAGUCAUUGCUGGUACACCAUGGUUGUCCACUAUGAAUAAUCUAAAUGUGGGGGGUAUCAGGGCACCAAACACAAUUCAAACCAUACAGGUCCCCAACAUGACUCUACAAAACCUUCAAGGUUUGCCCACCGUGCAGAAUUUUCAGGGGAUACAAACAUUUCAACUAACCCCUCAGGGACAGUUGAUUGCAGCAGGACCAACCCCCAUACAGUCAAAUGUGGCAUUAACAUCCCAGGGGGCCCUCACUCUAGCGGCCCCGCAGCCACAGACAUCCCAGCAGACCCAGCCACCAACAUCUCUGAGUCCCCAAAUGUCCCAGCAGUAUACAGCCACUGUACAGAACAUUCAACCAGCUCCUCAACAGGCACAUAUCAUCAAUGCAAAUACUGGACAGCCUGUGGCUGGGACAACAAUACAACAAGAUCCCAAUGACCCCACCAAAUGGCAGGUGGUUCAAACCCCUAACAACCCACCACUGAGUCCUACAGAGCAGGGCAUGGCACAGCCGGGACGCAGACUUAGGAGGGUAGCCUGCACCUGUCCGAAUUGUAAAGACAAUGAGGGGAGAACAGGGGAAAACAAGAAAAAACAGCAUAUUUGCCACUAUCCAGGAUGUAAUAAAGUUUAUGGGAAAACUUCACACCUACGGGCCCAUUUAAGGUGGCAUUCUGGUGAACGACCAUUUGUUUGCAAUUGGUUAUUUUGUGGAAAACGUUUCACACGGUCGGAUGAGCUUCAGAGACACCGAAGAACUCAUACAGGAGAGAAGCGGUUUGAAUGUCCAGAAUGUCAGAAGAGGUUUAUGAGGAGUGAUCAUCUCACAAAACACAGAAAAACACACAAAAACAAGAAUGCGCAAUCAGCAUUAGAUUCCAGUGAAGCAGGGGAGGAGGGGGAGAUUGAGGGGGGGUACCAUGAGACUCUGACUGUGGACACGGAGGAGGGGCCGACCACCAUCCAGGUAGUGGCUACUUACACUGGACAACAGAUACAGCAGGUGGAGGAGGGCUGACAGAUUUCUGUCUGAGUGCAGCACUAAUAAACACAAACAUUGUGUGUCUUAUAAAGUUCUUAUCUUCAGUGCUACUACGGAUAUUUCCAGUGAUGAAAAAUAAACUCGCCUGAAUUGAAUCUCCUGGAUUUACUGAGGAAUCCCGAGAACAAGAAACUUGGUGCUCUAAUUCCAAGUGUUUUAGAGACUUUGUUUUCAGAAGUUAUUUAUAAUUGUCUGAUAUCCAAGAUGUCAGCAAUGCUUCUCUUUCCAUUCUGAACGAUGGAGAUUUUAUGAUGGUAAAUUAUUGUUAACAGCUAUACCUGUUAUAUUACCUUGUUGUGUUGUUAAAGAUGUCGUACAGUCAAUUGUUAUGGCUUUUGCUUUGUUUCAAUUGUUUGAAAUUAGAUGAAGUGGAAUUCGUCUUUAAUUAUUAAGAAUUAACUUUGGUGAGAAAAUCAUGGAAUAAAAAAAAAAAACCACUACUUGCAAUUGAAUAACGAAAACCCAAAUUAAAUGUGCAAGACUUUGCAUUAUGAUCUAGGGUAUUUAACAAAGAUCUACAAAUGUGAAUCUCAAGUGUUUAUGAAUAAUUGAAUAUAUUGCUCAGCAGUUUUAAAAUGAUGUUUUCAGUAUUCAAUAUCACCAUGAUCACUGUGAAAAACAAGACAAAAAAGGGCAAAGUGCAAAAUGGACAUGCAGGGAUAAGCGUUUUAGGAGUUUGUUGGAAUUUUAGCUUUUGUACGCCUGUCUUUUAAUGGGUCGUAUUAUGGUAUACGCUUUUCCCGUCUGUCCGUCUGUCUGUUAGCUAUUUUGUUUCUGUGUCAUCUAUUUUUUCACAGUGAGGCCUAGGACUAAUAAAUUUAGUGUAGCUUGGGAAGGUGUGUCAAAAACCAAAAUGGGGUCACUGUGGCCUUUUUUAUGGCUCUAAAUAAUCAUUUUAUGUCUGAAUCAUUUGUUAUAGACUGAUGAUUAGGACCAUCAAACCUGGUCACCGGAUGUAUUUAGGAGAAAGGUGUGUCAUGACCCAAAUAUAGGUCACUGGCCUCUUUCUGGAAUUUUAUGGCUGUGUUGUAAACUAAGAAUAGGUCAAUGUACCUUGGUGUGAAAUUUUAUGGCUAUACAAAUCAUUUCUGGAUUAUAUCUAGAAUACUGUAAAACAUCAAACUUGGACAAUUUGUGCAUCUUGGGAGGUUGGGGGAGAUGUGUCAUGAACUAAAAAUAAGUCUGUGUGGCCUCCUUUUGAAAUCUUAUGACUCUACUUAUAUACAAAUCAUUUCCUGACCAUAUCUUAGCACUGUCAAGCUUAGGAACAUCAAAGUUGGUGCAUCAAGGGAGGGGGGGGGGUGAAGUAUAUGAUAAACAAAAAAACAGUAUGGCCUCAUUUUGAAAUUUUAUGACUACAUUUGCAGAUCUCUUCUGGAUCAUAUUUUAUUUUGAGCUCUGUGAGGCCUAGGUCAACCUUGGUCAGUUGAUGCAUUUUGGGAGAAGUGUCGAAACCCAAAGUUAGGUCACUUUAGCCUAGUUUUGGAAUCGCAAUUUUCAUCAUCACAGCUUGUGGCUUCAGACAUGCAAACAGAUAUGCAUCAUGUACAUGUGGUUGCAGACGGGCAUAUCGUGUACCUUAGUCACCUUACAAGUGCAUUUUAUUACAUAUUUUUAGAGUCUUGGAAAUAUUUUUGAAGGUUUUACAAUGUAAGAUUUUGUAAGGAAAGUAUUGCUUCAAUGUCCCAAUGUGAAAUAAAUAGAUAAGUCAACA